AUGUCUCGUGGACGUGGUAUUUGUCGGAAAGAACAGUCUCCUCCGUCUCCGACUUUAUCAUCUCUCUCAGAGUCAAACCUUGAAAAGUCACCUAAUCAAAGUCAGGCAUCAUGCGAUCAAAGAACUACUAUGCAAUCAUUUGUCUCAGAUCGUGUUGGAGUUGGUCGUGGUAAAACUCGAUCGAACGCUUCAUCUGUAUGGCGUGUGUCAACUUUAUCGAGCGCCGACUUUUUGUCAAAACAUGACCGCUGUCACUUAAGAGAAACUCAACAAUGUGGUAAAAUUGGCGAACGAAUUCGUGUACUUGUCAAUUAUUUUAAAUUGUUAAACGUUCAACAUUUAUUGGACACCGUUUAUCAAUAUCAUGUCGAUAUAUCGAGUAAUCAUGAUGUGGAAUUAUCGUUUACAAGAAAAAGAGCAAUUUAUAGUUCUUGGAUUAAAACUUUGCCUAGUGCAAUGCACAAUAGUCUGGCAUUCGACAACGAUAGUAUUGUUAUAUCUUCGGAAAAAUUACCUGAUAUUGAUCAAAAAGGUGUAAAAUACCCGAUACCAGCGCUGAACCGUUGGGGUAAACAAGAAUUGUUUAAUUUUAUCAUAAAACUAAUCGAAUCUAAUCAAGGAAGAAUUGAUUUAAAAGAUCUGGAAAUCGAUCGUUUAAUACAAAUAUUAACAAUUGUUUUACAUGAAGCCAUAUCCAAAAAUGCCUAUACUAUUCAACGUCGAUCAUUUUACACUAUAUCAACAAAAGAGAACACAUUCAAUUUGGGUCUUGGUAAAGUUGGAUGGCGUGGAUUUUAUUCAGCAGUCGUAUUGUCUGCCAAUGAACCUAAAUUAGCUCUUAAUCUUGACGUCAAUCAUACCAUAUUUACGAAAAAACAAACAUUUUUGAAAUUCUUACAUGAAUUAAUAUGGAAACAUUCAAUAGAUAAUAAUAAAGAAUUAGAUAAAAAAAUGUGUGAACUAUGUGAUACGCUAUCCAGGGAUAAAAACCGUAUUGAUUAUAUCAAUGAACAAAUUAAGGGUAUGAAAAUCCGGUAUAAAAAUGCUCAGAUAAUCUGUGUUUACACAGUUAAUUCAUUGGGCAAAUCAGCUAAAGAACAAGAAUUUAGUGAUUCAAGCGGUACACUGAUUAAAGUUGAAGAGCAUUAUCAAAAUCAUUAUAAUUUACUAUUAACAUAUCCUCAGUUACCAGUGUUAUCAAUACUGAAAAAAGAUCGUUGGAUAUAUUUACCAAUGGAAUUGUGCGAUGUUGAACCAGUUUGUGUUAAAAAGAUGACACCUGAUCAAGUGAAAAAUCUGUGUGAUAAUGCAUCACAGCCACCUGAUGUAUAUUUCAAGAACGUCAUGAAUGUCCGAAAUAAAGAAUUCGAUUUUAAUGACGAUCCAAUUUUGACAGCAUGGCGUUUGAAUGUUGAUUCACAAAUGUUACUAUCAGAAGCACGUAUAUUACCAGAGCCCAUAGUUCAAUAUGAAAAAUUCGACGUACGAAAUUUCAGGGAACCCGGUGUAUGGACGAUGGAAAAUUGCGUCAAAUACGACAGUCCAGCAGUGUUUCCACAAGUGUGGGCAAUGAUCAAUAUGUCGUAUAAGAAUCUGAGUAAAAAUGAUGUGAAAGAGUUCUGCGUAGAGUUGAGGAGACGUGCGUUUAAUCAUGGAAUUAAAACGUUUUGUCUACCAGCUAUCUAUCAAGAAUGUGAUACAAAUUCAGUUAUCGAAUAUAUCCAAAGGCUGAUGGAUGAAAAUCAUGAUUGUAAAUUUAUAUAUUUUGUAUUUCCCGAAUAUAAUGUAGAAUUGUAUCGUCUUGUUAAAUCGUUCUGUGAGUACCAAGUGGGUAUUAUUACAGGAUGUAUUAUUGGAAAAAACGUCCGGAAAAAUACACAUAGAGGACGAGAAGUAUUCAAUGCACCUGUGAUUGAACAAUUAUUACUUAAAAUUAACUCUAAGUUAAAUGGAAUAAAUUCAAGGCUAAAAGUAGAUCCUGGCAUUGAAACGUUUUUUUCUCGUGGUCAUCGUAUCAUGUAUGUUGGUAUUGAUCUAAGUUAUCCGGGACCCGGCUUGCUGGAUACCGGUAGACGCGCAACUGUUGCUGUUUGUGCGUCAGUUGAUGAUAUUCCAUAUCGAUAUGCCAAACAGUUGCGUGUUCAAUAUUACCCAGCCAAAAUGGAAAAUGGACAAAGUUUGGAAAUGAUUGUUGAUUUAAAAGACAUAAUGAAAAGUCUUAUUAAAUCAUAUCAUGAUCUGAGACAAUAUCCACCAAAUGCAAUCAUUAUCUACCGUGAUGGAAUAUCGGAAGGCGAAUUUGAUACGAUAUUUUCCUAUGAAUUAGAUUCAAUUCGUCAUGCAUGCGUUGAAUUAUCCGACGCUUAUCGCCCGUAUAUCACAUAUGUGAUUGUUCAAAAACGUCACCAUACACGAUUUUUCACCGAGAGCAAUAAUCGCCACGGCUAUGACAAUGUUGUGGCUGGUACAGUUGUUGAUUCUCCGAAUGUUAUCAGUACAUCUACAAACAACUUCUAUUUAAACAGCCACGGUCCGUUAAAAGGCACCAAUCGACCCAGUCAUUAUCAUCUUAUGUAUGAUGAUAAUAAUCUAACCGCCGAUAACAUUCAAAUGUUAACAUACGCUCUUUGUUAUACUUAUGCUCGUUGUACACGAUCGAUCUCAAUACCGGCUGUCGUAAAAUAUGCUGAUAUAUUGGCUGGGCGCGCUGCUCUUUAUUCAAAAGAAUUACAGUAUGUUGUAUUAAAUUUAACUUAA
Messenger RNA from Didymodactylos carnosus, 2757 nucleotides. The record is from the annotation of a GenBank genome assembly. Lineage: Eukaryota; Metazoa; Rotifera; Eurotatoria; Philodinida; Philodinidae.